This is a messenger RNA of Hippopotamus amphibius kiboko, 4227 nucleotides long. RefSeq names its product TELO2-interacting protein 2-like. The record is from RefSeq and is a predicted model, not a curated record. NCBI's taxonomy places the organism in Eukaryota, Metazoa, Chordata, Mammalia, Artiodactyla, Hippopotamidae. Gene Ontology annotation, cellular component: centrosome; nucleoplasm; cytosol.
UGUUGUGGAGCACGGGCCCUAGGCACGUGGGCUUCAAUAGUUGUGGCACAUGGGCUCAGCAGUUGUGGCUCAUGGGCUCUAGAGCACAGGCUCAAUAGUUGUGGCACACGGGCUUAGUUGCUCCAUGGCAUGUGGAAUCCUCCCAGGGCAGGGCUCGAACCCAUGUCCCCUGCAUUGGCAGGUCGAUUCUUUACCACUGCGCCAUCUAGAAAGUCCGAGACAGCCUUUUAACAUAUGGUGCUGGAGCGCUCAGACAUCCACAGGCAAAAAUAGACCUCAACCUAAGUCUCACACUUUAUAAAAUGUUACUUAAAAUAGAUCAUGAACUGAAAUGUAAAACAAAAGUAUAAAACUUUUAGAAAAAAAAAUAGGAAAAAAUCUUCAGGAUCUAGGGCUAAGCAAAGAGUUCUUAGACUUGACACCACAAGCAUCCAUAAAAGGAAAAAUUGAUAAAUUGAACUUCAAAAAUUUUAAACUUUUGUCCUGCAAAAGACUUUGUUAAGAGGAUGAAGACAAGUUGCACAUUAGGAGAAAAUGUUUUCAAAUGACAGAUCCAACAAAGGACUAGUACCCAGAAUAUGUGAAGAACUCUCAAAACUCAACAGCAAAAAGAGCCCAAACAAUACAGUCAGAAAAUGGGCAAAAGACAGGAACACAUUUCACCAAAGAGGAUAGCGAAUAAGCACACAAAAGGAUGCUCAACAUCAUUAGCUACUAGAGAAAUACAAGUUAAAACCACAAGAAGAUGCCAUCACUACACACUUGUCAGAAUGGCUAAUAUAAAAAAUAGUGGGUUUUUUUGUUUUGUUUCGUUUUGUUUUGUUUCCUUUUGUUUUGUUUUAUUUCGUUUUGUUUUGUUUUUGUUUAUUUUGUUUUUUUUGGUUUAUUUUUUUGACUCUUCAGAGAGGCAAGAGUAAUUUCUCCCCUUCACUAUCAGGAAUCUGAGAUUCCGUUACUCCCAGAGAGACCCCUUUCUCUCGUUCUUUUCUUUGCACCUUUGCUCUUCUGCGGGCUAGACUCUCCCUCGGUCCUCCAAGACGUCUUGCCACUUUAUUUGAUUUGAGUUCUGUUCAUUGAGAGAACAGACUUAUCUUUCCUUCCCCUUUUUAGCGGGUUCUCGCCCGCCUCCAUCCUUGUCCUCGGCCUGAGGCAUGGAGCCUGACGGCUCUCGGGCAUCCCCACCCCGGGAGGGCUCUUCCUUUACUGGACCGUGGCCUUCCUCCACCCUCGGACAGACCUUCUCCCAGAUCUUGCACCACCUUGCCGGCCAGGGAUCCAGACAGGCCAAGGCCAGAAAUGCAGCUCUUCAGGACCUCAGUGCUCUCCUGGAAGACAAAGAAUGUGAUCAGUUAUUUGAGGGGAGCGACACCUCGCUCCGUGGGAUGCCCGAGAUGCUGGGGCAGGUGGCACAAGCCCUGGGGAAGUAUGCAGCCCCUCCCGAGGAGCCGGAAGGAAGAGGCGAUCGUCACUCCCAAGUGGCCGAGAAAGCGGCCACAGUUGGGUUGCUGUUUCUUAAGCUGUUGAGGAAAGCUGAGGCCGCCAAGAAUUCCUUGGUGUGCCCUGCAUGGAAGACAGGUCUCCGUCACCUGGCAGGACCCAUCUAUAUUUUUGUAGUCACACACAGCUCGGAGCAACCGUGGACCAGCCCAAGAUCUCAGGAGGUCGCUGGACAGGUGCUCGCCUUACUGCUUCAGGUUACUGAGUGUGGUUCUGUGGCUGGAUUCCUCCGCGGAGAAAAUGAAGAUGAGAAAGGGAGGUUUACUGCAAUCAUGGGGCUUCUCAAACCAGACUUGAAUAAGGACUCCUGGAAGAAUAACCCGGCCACCAAACAUGUUUUCUCAUGGACUCUGCGAAGGGUCACUUGACCCUGGCUGAGCCAGCAUCUGGAAAGGAUACUGCCCCCAUCAUUGCUCAUCUCAGAUGACUAUCAAACCGAGAACAAAAUUCUGGGUGUCCACUGCCUCCAUCACAUUGUGCUCAACGUGCCAGCUGCUGAUUUGCUGCAGUACAACAGGGCCCAGGUCCUCUACCACGCCCUUUUCAACCACCUGUACACACGGGAGCACCACGUCAUUCAGGCUGUGCUCCUGUGUCUGCUGGAUUUAUUCCCCAUCCUGGAGAAGGCCCUGCACUGGAAGGGAGCUGCGGCCCGACCCACCACCCACUGUGACGAGGUCCUGCAGCUGAUCCUGACGCACAUGGAGCCCGAACACCAACUUCUCUUAUGCAGGACUUACGCAAGAAGACUACCAGCUUUUGUGAAGAGAUUGGGGAUCUUAGCUGUCCGGCACUUAAAGAGACUGGAGCGAGUCGUCAUUGGUUAUCUGGAGGUUUAUGAUGGACCCGAAGAGGAGGCUAGAUUGAAGAUACUGGAAACCCUAAAACUUCUCAUGCAGCACACAUGGCCCAGAAUUUCCUGUAGACUUGUGGUCUUAUUGAAAGCUCUCUUGAAACUGAUAUGUGAUGUAGCAAGGGAUUCAAGCCUCACACCCGAGUCUGUUAAGAGCGCCUUGUUAGAAGAGGCCACAGACUGCCUGAUACUGCUGGACCGCUGCUCUCAAGGACAGGUGAAGGGUCUCCUGGCUAAAAUCCCCCAAAGCUGUGAAGACAGUAAGGUGGGGAACUGCAUCCGAAGAGUGCAGCGGGCUUCUGAAGGCACUUCCUAUGACGCAACUUAAGACCUGUAUUACUUUCCUGAAGAGGAAAGGAUUUUCUUUCUGUUCCAGUUGUUUUAAGUGGAAUUAUUUCAAGAAAAAGAGGGCUUCAAACUUAACUUCAAUUUCUUCUGAAAGAUUUGCAAGAAUGCCUGUUUUGACUCAGGGAAGAUGAAAACUCACUAGCCAGCUUUAAGCAAAAACUGUCUGCACUUGGUGGUGGAGAAUGAAAAAUGAACAGCAAGUACUUACUGCAGACACUCAGCAGUGUCCUCCUUUCUUCUCUAUGUCUCUAAGCUAAAACUUAUGCUAGCCCUUAAAGGCAAAUUUACACUCUCCUGAGAACCAAAUCUUCGUUUCACUACAUCACAAACUAUUAUUUAUAAUACAUCUAUUAGUGGAAAAAAAAAAAAUAGUGACCACACCAAAUGCUGAUGAAGAUGCAGGGAAACUGGGUCACUCAUGCAUGGCUGGUAGGGAUGUAAAAUGGGGCAGCUGCUCUGGAAAAGAGUUUGGCAGUUUCUUUAAAAACUAAAUAUCCGGACUUCCUAGGUGGUGCAGUGGUUAAGAAUCUGCCUGCCAACGCAGGGGACACAGGUUCAAUCACUGCCCCAGGAAGAUACCACAUGCCGUGGAACAACUAAGCCCAUGUGCCACAACUAUUGAGCCUGUGCUCUAGAGCCCAUGAGCCACAACUUUUGAGCCCAUGUGCCACAACUACUGAAGCCCACAUUCCUAGAGCCAGUGCUCCACAACAAAAGAGGCCACCACAAUGAGGAGCCCGUGCUUGCUGCAACUAGAGAAAGCCCAUGUGCAGCAACGAAGACCCAACACAGCCAAUUAAAUAAAUAAAUAAAUAAAUUUAAAAAACAAAAAACAAACAAUAUGCAACUACCACAUGACCUAGGGAUUUCAUUCCUAUACAUUUACCCCAGAGAAACGAAGACUUGUUCACAAGCAAGACCCAUACACAGAAGUGUUUAGCAGCUUUAUUCAUAAGAGCCACAAACUGCAAGCAACACAGAUGUCCUUUAAUGAGUGAGCAGUUAAACCAGCGAGGGCAUAUCCAUGCUAUGGGAUGCUACCCAGAAAUGAGAAGAGAUGAACCAUUGAUACACAACAGCCUGGAGAAAUCUCCAGAGAGUUUUGGCGAAUGAGAAAAGCCAGUCUCUCAAAGUUAUAAACUCUGUGAUUCCACUUAUAUGACAUUCUUGAAAUGACAAAAUUAUAGGUAUGGAGGACAGGUUAGUGGUUGCCAGAGGUUAAGGAGGGAAUAUGUGGGUUAUAAAAGUGGUAAUAGUUAUAAAAAUCCAGCAGGAGGGGUCUUUUUUUAGUGGUGGGAAUGUCUAUGUCUUAUCAGUAUCCUGGUGGUGAUACCGUCCUACAGUGUUACUUGGGGGAAACUGAGUAAAGGGUACACAGGAUGUCUCUGUGCUGUUUCUUACAACUGCAUGUGAAUCUGCAUUCUCUCCAAAUAAAAAGUUUAGUUUAAAAAGGAAGAAGAGGCAGAACAUAAGCUGUGCCAGAAGCCAUAACGGGCAGCUCCGUGGGUGGACAGGUGUGGGAGCAGGGU